Molecule: messenger RNA, 1381 nt
Organism: Lycium ferocissimum
Lineage: Eukaryota; Viridiplantae; Streptophyta; Magnoliopsida; Solanales; Solanaceae
Exons: 7
Coding region: 299-1381 (360 amino acids)
Biological process (GO): cytokinesis by cell plate formation
Source: RefSeq, a predicted model, not a curated record
UGUAAGGUAGGUGGUAACUCUAAUCUCAUCUACAAAAUUUUAACAUUCAUUCUACUUGUUAAGCCAAGAAAUAACAAAAGCCAAAUUCAUAGUUUCCUCUUUAUUCUUAUGAGAUCUCAUAAAAAGAAGUUUAAGUAAAUUUUCAUAACUGGGGCCAUUAUUGGGCAAAUAUAUAUGGAGCAUGUAUUGGAUUAACAUAAAAAAUUGAUGGUUAAAUUACAUGGAUUCAUCUUGGCGCCUGAGGAACGAUCUUGAAGCAGAACUAAAUUGAAGGGAAGAGCGUGCAGCAUAAGAAAAGAUGCACGGGCACGCGCGGUCAGGUUCAAAUGUCGGAAGGCGGCCUCAGAAUGCAAAGGCGGCGGCACAGAGGCUGGCACAGGUAAUGGCAUGUCAACAAGCGGAUGACGAUGAUGAGGAAGACGAGCUGUAUGAGUACAACCCUGUCGCUCCCUCAACUGCUAUUAGCCUUGCUGGUGGAAGGCCCAAUAGAAGUACUCGUACUCCUCUGUCAGUUCGUACAUCGAUAGAACCAAAGGCAUCGACUACACGUCCGGCAUCACAAGGAAUUCGACCAUCUACCUCGACCGACUCUUUGGAUCAACAGCCCUUGCAAAAGACAGUUCGUACAUCCUUAGAGGCAAAUGCAUCAGCUACACGACCAGCAUCAAUUCGUACAUCCGUAGAACCAGUGACUACAUGUCCAGGAUCAGUACAAGGAAUCCGACCAUCUUCAUCUUCGGAGUCUUUGGACCAGCAGCCUUUGUCAGCUCGUUCAACGACGCCUAUCCGAAUUUCUCUCCCUGUCCUGAGUAAGCUGGCUUUUCAAUCUAAGAACACUUUGGAACAACCACCAUCUGCUCGUGCACCGACUACACCUUUGGCUGCCAAUCAAUCAAGUGCCCACGAACAGCCUCUAUCUGCUCGUUCUCUUGCACCUAACCGCUCCGGUCACUUUGCUGUCAAGCCCCUUCCUGUUGUACCUUCUAAUAUGCCUCUCUCACUCAGGCCAAUUCCUGCAACUGAGGCUCAACCUGAAGCUCGUAAAGAUAAAAGGUUAUCAGUAGAUUUUGGUACUUUCAAGUACAAAGAACCUCCCAUUCAGCCAUCUUCUUCUGCUCUACAAGAUGAGUGGCAGGGUGAGUCAAGGCUCUUCUUUGCUUGUCUCAUUGGUAUACCGCCUUGGGACAAAUUCUUGAUCAUUUUCCCAUCCCAACCUGCCCUUCCUUGCAUGAGUUUUGUGUCUUUUUACACUUUCCACCCGUCUAGGGAGACCAGAUCCCCAUCCCUUGCAGCAUUGUGGAAAUUUUGUGCAAUCGACUCCUCAUCCAUGUCAAUCCUAGGACCUUCACUAGAUGGUAUUGCUACUUGUAAGUUAGUUUGA